This is a messenger RNA of Rhinichthys klamathensis goyatoka, 780 nucleotides long. RefSeq names its product SAYSVFN motif domain containing 1 (gene saysd1). Lineage: Eukaryota; Metazoa; Chordata; Actinopteri; Cypriniformes; Leuciscidae. The record is from RefSeq and is a predicted model, not a curated record. The coding region runs from base 125 to 619 and encodes 164 amino acids. The transcript is spliced from 2 exons.
UUGACACAGCAGCGUUUGUCGACCGGUGCAAGUACGGAUUCUACGGAAGUCUGGUAAUACUGACACGUAGUUUUAUUUAAUGACCACAUACAUUUUGACUCUAAUAACAUUCCAGGUAUGAAAUAUGGAACGCAAGCUGGCUGAAUUCAGAGCCCGAAAGAAAGCCCAGACUGGAGCUGAGAAACCUGCUGUUCGUGAGAUCCAGACUGAAAUGAAAGCAAUAACAAUCGAUGAUUCUCCGGCAGUGUCUCCUGACACAACAGAGUUCCUGAAGCCCAACACCUGCCAUCAGAGUCCACACAAACAGGAUCAUGGUGAUCUUCUGAAUACUACAUCCGGUUGUUGGCUUCAGCGUCUGGUUCUUACCCAUCUGACCCUGUUUAAAGUGCUGCUGUGGCUUGUGCUGUUGGGGCUUUUUUCAGAACUUGAGUUCGGCCUGCCAUUUUUUCUCAUAUCGUUAUUCUACUGGCUCUAUGAGGGCCUUCGAAGCCCAAAAGCCAGACAACCUGGAGAAAUGAGCGCAUACUCUGUGUUUAACCCUGAUUGUCAACCCAUUCUGGGGACUUUAACAGCCGAACAGCUGGAAGGAGAGAUGGGAUUCAUGGUAAUUAAUUCUUGAUGGCCAAUACAUGAACAUGUUUAAAAGUCAUGCAAACUUUGCCGCCAACUGUCUGGACAACAAGGAAGAUUGUCUAAAUGUGGACUUGGGAAACUUAUUUGCAUUAUAUUAAUGUAUCUCAGUUCUUGAAUGGUUUACUCGUAUUUACCUAAAUAAAAUGC